AUGUUUCAAAACAGAAAAGUCCCAAACUAUAAAAGAGAGCAUCAUGGUAUUGUGUUAUGGGAUCUUCAAGUAGUAGCCCAGAGCCACAACACGUACCUGGUCAGCCUGCCGGUGCAGCUAACAGAGAAGGGGGACAGACAGAUCCGAAUCCAUGUAAUUACCAUUUGUGAAGUAGAUUUAAUAAAGAUGUCGAGUCAAAUGAAUGUUAACAUAAAACAUAUUCACUACCAUGAUUGUUACUCAAAGAAGAUUCGUUAUUCAAUAUUGAUGUGGAGUAGCAGUAUCUUUAGUAAUAUGAAGGUGAUUAUGUGGCGUGUACGCGGGUAUGUUCUCGUGUUAUAUUGCUUGAUUUUUUCCAUUUUUAUUUACGUAAUUACCAUUUACUCUUUUUCUCCGAGUUUUUGA
Messenger RNA from Vavraia culicis subsp. floridensis, 405 nucleotides. RefSeq lists its product as uncharacterized. The transcript has a single exon. Lineage: Eukaryota; Fungi; Microsporidia; Pleistophoridae. The record is from RefSeq and is a predicted model, not a curated record. Bases 1 to 405 code for a protein of 134 amino acids.